AUGGAUAAAAUACCCAGAACUCACGAAGCCAUAGAGGCACAAAUACGAGAAAUACAGUCGAAGAAAAAUGAACUUCCUGAAAAUGGUUCAGGAAAAGGGGUUUCCUUAGGCGAAACUUACUAUGACAAUGAUAUUUAUGACAAUGCUGGACAAGGUGGUAAAUCGAGGUAUGAUGGGUAUGUUACUUCUAUUGCGGCUAAUGAUGAAGUGGAAGAUGAAGAUGUUGAAAAUGUACCUAUAUCACAGAAACGGCCUGGAUACACAGCACCGGCAUCUUUAUUAAAUGAUAUUGCCCAGAGUGACAAAGAUUAUGAUCCUUUUGCUGAUAAAAGAAGACCUACAAUUGCUGAUAGAGAAGAUGAAUAUCGACAAAAAAGACGUCGGAUGAUUAUAUCUCCUGAAAGAUCAGAUCCAUUUGCUGAAGGAGGUAAAACCCCAGAUGUAGGCUCCAGAACUUAUACAGAAAUUAUGAAAGAACAGUACCUUAGAGCAGAGGAAACAGAAUUAAGAAAAAAAUUAUUAGAAAGAGCUAGGGAAGGUACAUUGAAACCAGUUGCGCAAUCAAAUGGUGAAGCUGUAAAGCCUGCAGCUGCAAAACGCAAGGGUCGUUGGGACCAAAGUUCGGAAGAUACACCAUCUGUUAAGAAGCCAGUAAUAUCAGUUACACCUAGCUCUCAAGCUACACCCUCAUGGGAGAAUGAGCGAGGCGCCUGGGAAGAGACACCAGGUGCAGGCGGGCGCGGUGGCGACACGCCGGGCGCUACGCCCUCGGCGCGUGUGUGGGACGCCACGCCGGCGCACCUCACGCCCGGCCACGCUACGCCUGGCCGCGAGACGCCCGCGCACCACGCCUCGCGACGCAAUCGCUGGGAUGAGACGCCAAAAACUGACAGAGAAACACCGGGGCAUGCCAGUGGCUGGGCCGAAACACCGCGUACUGACCGCGGCGUAGGCGUCGAUACCAUCCAAGAGACGCCCACGCCGGGCACGAAGCGGCGCUCGCGCUGGGACGAGACGCCGGGCGCCACGCCCGCCGCCGCCACGCCCACGCCCUCGCACGCGACGCCCUCGCACGCUACCCCCUCGCACGCCACGCCCUCGCACGCCACACCAACGCCUCACACUCCCAUCUUUACGCCUGGUGGGUCUACACCGGUUGGCGUGAAGGCAAUGGCGAUGGCUACACCCACACCAGGUCACAUCGCCGCUAUGACGCCAGAGCAGCUGCAAGCUUACCGUUGGGAAAAAGAAAUAGACGAGCGCAACAGACCCUACACAGAUGAAGAGCUCGAUGCCAUGUUCCCACCUGGGUACAAGGUUUUGCCUCCGCCGGCCGGUUAUGUUCCGAUCCGGACCCCGGCUCGUAAGCUGACCGCAACGCCCACGCCUUUGGCGGGUACCCCAAUCGGCUUUUUCAUGCAGACGGAGGAAGUGGGGGGGUCCGCGGCGGCGGCGGCGCGCCUGCUCGACCCGCAGCCCAAGGGCGCACAGCAGCUGCCCUUUAUGAAGCCCGAGGACGCGCAGUACUUCGACAAACUGCUCAUCGACGUAGACGAGGAAUCCCUCUCGCCAGAGGAGCUUAAAGAGAGAAAAAUUAUGAAGCUGCUUUUGAAGAUUAAAAAUGGUACCCCUCCAAUGUGCAAAGCUGCCCUUCGACAAAUCACAGACAAGGCGCGUGACUUCGGCGCCGGCCCGCUGUUCAAUCAGAUUCUACCACUCCUCAUGAGUCCCACUCUCGAGGACCAAGAGCGCCACUUGCUCGUCAAAGUAAUUGACAGAAUUCUUUAUAAAUUAGAUGACUUGGUUCGUCCAUAUGUACACAAAAUUCUUGUCGUAAUAGAACCCUUACUGAUCGACGAAGAUUACUAUGCUCGAGUUGAAGGUCGUGAAAUAAUUUCUAAUCUAGCCAAAGCUGCUGGCUUGGCCACUAUGAUCUCUACGAUGAGACCCGAUAUCGAUAAUAUUGAUGAAUACGUGCGUAACACCACCGCAAGAGCGUUCGCCGUUGUCGCAUCCGCUUUGGGUAUCCCAUCACUACUACCGUUUUUGAAGGCCGUGUGUAGAUCAAAGAAAUCUUGGCAAGCCCGGCAUACUGGUAUCAAAAUUGUACAGCAAAUCGCUAUAUUGAUGGGUUGUGCUAUAUUACCACAUCUUAAAUCGCUUGUGGAAAUUAUUGAACAUGGCUUAGUAGACGAGCAACAGAAAGUGCGAACUAUAACGGCCCUAGCGAGCGCAGCGUUGGCCGAAGCCGCCACGCCGUACGGUAUCGAGUCCUUCGACUCCGUGCUGAAGCCCCUGUGGAAGGGCAUUCGCACCCAUCGCGGCAAAGGCCUGGCCGCUUUCCUUAAGGCCAUCGGCUAUCUCAUCCCGCUCAUGGACGCCGAGUAUGCGAACUACUACACGCGUGAGGUGAUGCUCAUCUUGAUAAGAGAGUUCCAGUCGCCUGAUGAGGAAAUGAAGAAGAUUGUAUUGAAGGUGGUGAAACAAUGUUGCGGAACUGAUGGUGUAGAGCCCCAAUAUAUUAUGGAUGAAAUUCUACCACACUUUUUCAAACAUUUUUGGAACCACCGAAUGGCUCUAGAUCGUCGCAAUUACAGACAGCUUGUAGACACAACUGUUGAAAUCGCUAACAAGGUUGGUGCUUCAGAAAUUAUUAACCGAAUUGUAGACGAUCUAAAGGAUGACAAUGAACAAUAUAGAAAAAUGGUGAUGGAAUCUAUCGAGAAGAUUCUAGCUAAUUUAGGCGCAGCUGACAUUGACUCAAAACUUGAAGAGGCCCUAAUUGACGGCAUACUGUAUGCAUUCCAAGAACAAACAACAGAGGACGUGGUGAUGCUGAAUGGCUUCGGCACGAUCGUGAACCAGCUUGGCAAGCGCGUGAAGCCGUACCUGCCGCAGAUCUGCGGCAUCAUCCUAUGGCGCAUGAACAACAAGUCGGCCAAGGUGCGCCAGCAGGCCGCCGACCUCAUCUCUCGCAUCGCCGUCGUCAUGAAAACCUGCCAAGAGGAAAAACUUAUGGGCCAUCUUGGUGUAGUUCUUUACGAAUAUCUUGGAGAAGAAUAUCCAGAAGUGCUCGGGUCAAUUUUAGGAGCGUUAAAAGCUAUUGUCAACGUUAUCGGUAUGACAAAGAUGACUCCACCCAUUAAAGAUCUCCUUCCCAGAUUGACACCUAUCUUGAAAAACAGACAUGAAAAAGUGCAAGAAAAUUGCAUUGAUCUAGUAGGACGUAUUGCAGACAGAGGUCCGGAAUUCGUUUCAGCGAGAGAGUGGAUGAGAAUAUGCUUUGAAUUGUUGGAGCUGCUCAAGGCACACAAGAAGGCCAUCCGACGGGCGACAGUCAACACGUUCGGCUACAUCGCCAAGGCCAUCGGGCCGCACGACGUGCUGGCCACACUGCUCAACAAUUUGAAGGUGCAGGAGAGGCAAAACAGAGUAUGCACGACAGUCGCCAUUGCUAUAGUGGCGGAGACGUGUUCUCCCUUCACUGUACUCCCCGCGCUUAUGAAUGAGUACAGAGUGCCGGAGUUGAAUGUACAGAAUGGUGUGCUCAAGUCCUUAUCUUUCUUGUUUGAGUACAUCGGAGAAAUGGGCAAGGACUAUAUUUAUGCUGUGUGUCCAUUGCUUGAGGAUGCUUUAAUGGACAGAGAUCUCGUACAUCGGCAAACUGCGUGCGCGGCGAUAAAGCACAUGGCGCUGGGCGUGUACGGGUUCGGGUGCGAGGAUGCGCUCGUGCACCUCCUCAACCACGUGUGGCCCAACAUCUUCGAGACCUCGCCGCAUCUAGUGCAGGCCUUCAUGGAUGCCGUGGAGGGCAUGCGCGUCGCACUCGGACCCAUCAAGAUACUGCAAUACGCUCUGCAGGGCUUGUUCCAUCCAGCAAGGAAAGUCCGCGAUGUGUAUUGGAAGAUUUACAACACUCUAUACAUUGGAGGUCAGGAUGCACUCGUGGCCGGAUAUCCGCGGAUACAAAAUGACCCUAACAAUCACUUUAUAAGAUAUGAAUUAGAUUAUUUGUUG
Messenger RNA from Brenthis ino (lesser marbled fritillary), 4017 nucleotides. The record is from the annotation of a GenBank genome assembly. NCBI's taxonomy places the organism in Eukaryota, Metazoa, Arthropoda, Insecta, Lepidoptera, Nymphalidae.